Drosophila mauritiana is the source of this 523-nucleotide messenger RNA. RefSeq lists its product as uncharacterized. The record is from RefSeq and is a predicted model, not a curated record. The transcript is spliced from 2 exons. Bases 84 to 404 code for a protein of 106 amino acids. NCBI's taxonomy places the organism in Eukaryota, Metazoa, Arthropoda, Insecta, Diptera, Drosophilidae.
UUACCUUCAAAAUAAAGAGCUCACUUUCGUAAUUUUCCGAAUUGAGUUAUCGACUUUGGAGAAGGACUGACACCUUGAGCACCAUGUGUUUCAAUGUACUGGGCGUGAGCAAUCUUCUACCCGAUUGCAGCAUUGAAAACCAGGCCCAUCUGUACUCUUUGCUGCAGCAACUCCUGAACCAGGAUCGUCGUCCGGAGGAAGUGAGUGACGAGUUGCGGGAUCGCUACAACGUAUUCCGCCAGGUUUUGCCCAACUACCCGGCACCGGAACAGCCAGACGACGAUCUGCUAAUAUUCGCUGAUGAGUUGUUUCAGGAGCAGCCGGCAAUAUGGACCUUCACAGACAGAAUCCUGUCGAAUAGUGAUUCCGAGCAGAUCGGCAUCGGCAUGGACCGUCACCAUUAGACCACAUUCAUUUAAAAAGUGAAAUUAUGUCUUUGGUUGUCUGUCAAGUGGCCGGAGUGGCGUUAAAUGUAAUGAAAGUAAAACGCUGCCAUUAAAUGUUCGACAAUAAAAAAGGAAAA